AUGACCAAUGCCACUAUUUUCGAGAAUAACAGCACGAGUGAGAAUGGAAACAUUCAACAAAACUGUAACACUACCGGAGAUUCACAAAAUUGUACAGUCAGUACAGUAUUAGUUCCAAAGAAUGAUUGUUCACACACUAACAAUACGGAUUGCAACGUUCCAGUUACCUCUGAGGCUAAUCACAGCAAUGAUACGAAAAAGAAUCAAAUUGGUAAUAGCGAUACGGUGUUAAAGUACGUCUAUAAGAAAGAUGACAAAACGAACAUUCUCAAUAAAAGUACAGGUCAUCCAAAAAAUAGCAUUAAUCGACGCAAACGAUCAACGGAUGAUCCGAAUGAUAGUCCGCUACCAAGCAAAAUCGUGAAGCCUACUGCAGUUAACUACGAAACCGCACACGGUGCACCAACUGGAGAACUAAUUCACAGACCGCCUAACACUAUUUCGGGAGCUAACUUAGCUGAUUUCAGCAUACAAACAGUUCAUGAUGGUAAACAAAAUCAAGCUAGUCCAGCAAAAGAUUCUAGUGAACAUGAAAACGACAGCGAUAAAAGCAACGAAAGUAAAGCAAGAGGAGAAUAUACACCAAAUAAUUCUGCUGAGAAGUCUGUUAGUGACUCCGAAGAGAGUGGUGAAAACCAAGACUAUAGAAAACUCCGCGGAAACAAUGGCGACAAUGCUCACGAAUAUCCCGAACGGAUUAAACCUACUGGUGAAAGCAACGAUGACAAUAAAUCAUUAGCUCGUGAUGAAAGUGAUGAAUAUCACGAUCAAAGAAACAGACCAAAUAGUCAGGAGGCAGAUAGCAGUGGAGAGCGUGGUGUAGCAUAUAGAAACAAUAAACCUAACUAUGAAGAAGAAAACAGCAGAGAACAUGCAGAUUAUAAUACUAAACAACCAAGCCGCCUGUAUGACGAAAGCGGCGAAGUCAACAACUACAAAAACUUGAAGCCUAGAGGAGAAUAUCACAAUAACAGAGACGAGCAAGACAUUAACGUACGUAAUGGAGAACGUGACAAUUAUAAAAAUGGGAAGCCAAUUCAGUACGAAAAUAGCAGUGAAGAAGAAUAUACAAAUAAAAAACCCAGCCCCGAACACUAUAGCAGUGAUGAACGCGAACAUCGUGAAAACCUUAAUACUAGCAGUGCAGAAGACAGCAGCAACGAACAUGACAAUUAUAAAAAUAAGAAAGCCAGUGGUGAAUCCGACACAAGUAGCGAACGUGCCAAACAUCGAAGCAGCGAACACAGCCGUGGUUAUGACAGUAGUAAUGAACGCGGAGAUUAUGUAGAUAGAGCUCCCGUCCGAGACUCCAGUAGUCAUCGAAGAAAUGAUAAACUCAGUAGCGAGUACAGUAACAGCGAAGAAAUAAGUAAGGAGACAAACCUCACUGGUGAAAAAACUGAAAAGAGCUUUGGGAAUAAAGUCAACGCGCCAAUAAAUAGCGAAAAGUACUUAACAGCACAAUUUCUCAGCAAGGAGGCAUCAGACGAACAAACGAAAACAAAUAGCGCUGAAAGCGACAGUUCAGAAACACAUGACCGGAACAAUUUUAAAAGAAUCAAACCCAAUCUCGAAAAAAGCAAUGAAUAUAAACAGGAUGAUAGUUCUCAGGAAAAUCAGCGCCUAACUUAUCAAAACAACGAAAAAAAUAACUUUAAUGUUAAACCUAAAUUAAAUCUAGAAUCGUCAAGUAAAAGCAGUAGUGAAAGUGAUGAGGACGAUUCGAACCAAUUCGGAAUAAAAUUGCCGCAAACUGGUAAUCUUAUUAGCGAUGAUCCGAAAAAGGCUGUGGAAAUAUUACCUCUUACCACAGCUUUACCUCAACUAGCUUCAAACUCAAAACCUCCAAGUAACGAUGACAAUGUACUUAACCCCAAAAUAAACAGACUAGGUAAUAAACUGAUUCAUAUAAAUGAUGGUGAAGUUAAACCUGUUGUUGAAAUCCAUGCCGAAAAUGAUAAUGAGUCUAGUGAAGAGACUAAGUCGAGUAAUAGUGAUGAAUCGGACAGUUUAGAAUCACUCUUAGGUGUUAAAGGAUCGGAAAACUUACAAGACAAUAGUCAAAGUGACAAAUUAGUUCGAGAGCACAAAGCACAACAAGGUGACGUCAAACAACAGUUUGAAAGAAUACCCUUGAACUACAAACAUGAUGAUAAUAAUGAUAACAAAGUUACAGAAGCUCCUAAAGAAGAAAAAUCUGAAGUAACGAAAGAUGAAGGAACACUUGACGUUUUUGCACCUGAAGAUGUGAAAUACGAUGCUAACCUUAACAUUAAAUUCGAUGACUUAGCCAUUAAACUACCAGAAAUCAAAUUACCCGAUGAUAUAUUAUCUUACACUCACGACAAUUAUCCAUUCCAUGACAAAAAAGAAUCUAAGCACAGCAGCGAAAGUUACGAUAAACCAGGGCAUUAUUAUAAUCAAGACAACAAAGCCAGGACAAGGCAGGACAAAAACGAAAAGGAUAAACAUAAUGAUAAUGAUAGUGGAGAACAAAAUGACAGAGACGAUUAUAAACCUGAAUCUAAUUAUUAUGACUAUUAUGGACACAAACCCGAAAAAUCAAACUAUAAGAGAAAAGACUCCGACGGCAAAGGUGAAGAGGAUGAAGAUGAAGAUUUGUAUGAAAAGUUUGUAAGAGAAAGGUUUGGUAAACGUGGAACGUUCGAAAAGAGGUCGGAAAAACUAGAAGCCGCUGCGUUAAGCCCACAUUUAUAUGAUACUGUAAAAAGUAUACUAAAGAAGACUGCAGAUAUUGAUGAGCAAGCUAAAAAGAGUGGAGAUCCUAAUGCUAAUUACAUGUGGACUCUUGAGUAUGGAGAGAAGUUAUAG
Messenger RNA from Trichoplusia ni (cabbage looper), 2832 nucleotides. Its product is annotated as probable serine/threonine-protein kinase clkA. Lineage: Eukaryota; Metazoa; Arthropoda; Insecta; Lepidoptera; Noctuidae. The transcript has a single exon. The coding region runs from base 1 to 2832 and encodes 943 amino acids. The record is from RefSeq and is a predicted model, not a curated record.